AUGGGGUCUGUUCGUAGUGCUGGAUUUUGUUUAGAAAAUAGUUUACCGUUUCGUGGUCAUGACGAAUCUGAAAACUCUCUUUAUAAAGGUAUAUUUCUUUCGGUUUUAAAGUUGAUUAGUGUGAACAACCCGGAUAUUAGUAAGUACACUUUAGGGAAGGCGAAGAAGAAUAAUAAGUUGACAGCUCCAUCGAUUCAAAAAGAGAUUGUCGAUUGCUAUGCGAAAGAAGUAACCAAAAUGAUUUGUGAAGAAAUUAAAGACGAUGUCUUUGGGUUGUUAGUAGAUGAGUCUAGCGACGUGUCUUUAAAGGAACAAAUGGCCGUAGUUGUGAGAUAUGUCGAUAAGGUCGGAGUUGUUAAAGAGAGUUUAAUUGGAGUUACUCGUGUCAGGGGUCAAGGUUAUGAUGGUGCAAGCAACAUGCGGGGAGAGUUUAAUGGAUUAAAAGCUUUAAUUCUGAAAGACAAUCCAUCGGCACAUUACAUACAUUGCUUUGCUCAUCAACUUCAGUUAGUGAUUGUGGCUGUAGCAAAAAAGCAUGAUGGUGUUAAAGAAUUUUAUGAAACUCUUGGCAUGGUUGUUAAUACGGAAAAGGAUUAA
Helianthus annuus (common sunflower) is the source of this 597-nucleotide messenger RNA. Its product is annotated as zinc finger MYM-type protein 1-like. NCBI's taxonomy places the organism in Eukaryota, Viridiplantae, Streptophyta, Magnoliopsida, Asterales, Asteraceae. Bases 1 to 597 code for a protein of 198 amino acids. The transcript has 3 exons. The record is from RefSeq and is a predicted model, not a curated record.